Messenger RNA from Laetiporus sulphureus 93-53, 3896 nucleotides. RefSeq names its product heavy metal translocatin. Gene Ontology annotation, biological process: monoatomic cation transport. The record is from RefSeq and is a predicted model, not a curated record. The transcript is spliced from 3 exons. NCBI's taxonomy places the organism in Eukaryota, Fungi, Basidiomycota, Agaricomycetes, Polyporales, Laetiporaceae. Bases 388 to 3729 code for a protein of 1113 amino acids. Gene Ontology annotation, molecular function: ATP binding; ATP hydrolysis activity; metal ion binding. Gene Ontology annotation, cellular component: membrane.
CUUCAUCGCUUUGCUCGAAAACAGCGAGAAAUCUCACAAUUUUUCUCCACCGCGCUUCAUCUCCGUCCUAGUGCGAACCCUCGGACAAAGCAUGCGUUCAUCGCCUCCGCUUCAUAAAAGGAAUCCGCAUCAUUACACUAUCGGAAAAUGCUUCGCUUCGCGCAGAGAUGGGCUCGUUCGCUCGGCCGGGGUCCAUACCUAGAUGCACGGAAGCGAUUGUAGGACGUGGCUGAUGCGAAGCUGAGGCGUGGCUGCAGUGUGGCGGAAGUACACGGGACGGCCAGCUCCGCCAAGUCGGAAUUGGGGAACCACCACGCCCCGACUAGGAUAUCGUUCGCGUAGCUUUCCCAUCGCUCCCAUCGCUCCUUCCUGCUACACAUCACCAUCAUGGCCGGCUCCUGCUGUGGCGGACGAGCUGAGGCAGGCGCGAUUGACAAUCAGACGGUUUUUAGGAACGCAGACACCGAAAUCUCCCAGAAUCGGUGUCAUUCUGAGCAGUCUGAGUUACAGCAGAUCGAUUCUUGCUGUGCUGGAAACACCUGCGGUUGCGAUGAUUCCUGCUUGGAUCAGCUUGCAAGGGCUAUCUGUGCCAAUGAUGCUGGUCACAUUCACGAUCAUGAUGACAAGAGCGAAGCACUGAACGACUUUGUGAGCGAUUGCACUACCUGCUGCGGGUAUUCGGAGCAGAAGGACCACAAUGAUUCCCAUAUUUCGUCCGAAACUACUUCGCAACACGAUGAACACCAGCACAAGAUCGCUGAAGGAAGUCCCAUUAUCGCUCACGUCCAUACCAAGGACGAUGCUUGUGCGCAUAUAGGCCUGCGGAGGCGACAUGCCAACCGCACCGGCCCCGAAGCGACUCAGGCCGACCUCCCUACUGAGGCAUGUGGCCAGCACAAGUCGUUCGCUCGCAAGCGCUAUCAAGACACGCUCGCUGCGUUCGGGUGCAUCUGCAAGGCCAUGCUCGCCCACGGCUUGCAAUCCUGCUGCACCACCCAGCACACGCAUAAGAGCCGCUCGACUUCUCGACUCGCACGUUCAUCGCGCUCCCAGUAUGCGUCUUCUAUCGCUUCAAUCAAGAGCCGUCGUUCCGUGGACUCUUGCUGCAAGGACAGUCAUUGCGGCGAAUGCGACGAGAAAGGAUGCAAAGAUAACACGGCUCUUCAUUCUUGCUCCUCAAUCGACUCGUGCUGCAGGAGUGGACACGAUACAUCCCACGAAUGUGCGGACAGUUGCGGGGAGAAACACGCUAGUACCAUCGCAGGCAUCGAAGCGACAACGCUGGAGGAAGGACUUGGCGUCCCGAACGAGCACGCAGUGCUCGCUAUCCGCGGGAUGACAUGCACAGGCUGCGAGAACAAAGUCAUCCACGUCCUGCGCGCGAUCCCCGCAAUCUGCAAUAUCAAGACGAGCCUCGUGCUCUGCCGCGCCGAGUUCGAUUUCGAUAACAGUGCAGCGGAGCUGCAAGCCCUUGUGCAGCUGAUCGAGAAGCGUACAGGGUUUUCGGUGGAGAACGUCGGUGCGGGUUCGACACGGGCGCUGUGUCUGAGCGUGGACAAGUCGCAGUGCGGAGCCUUCGUGAAGAUGCCUCUGCCGCAUGGAGUUGAGAAGACCGUGCGGGCGGACAAGAACACUGUGAGGGUUGUCUACGACCCCCGAGCCAUCGGAGCUCGUGACAUCAUCGCGUGCUACUCUGCCUUCUCCCCGCUGCUCGCUCCGGAGCCCCGCGAUCCUGGCAUCAUCGCCGGUGUUAAGCAUAUCCGGACGCUUACCGCGCGUACCGUGAGCUCCGCCCUUCUCACCAUCCCGGUGCUCAUCAUGGCGUGGGCGCCACUUCCUGCGCAUCCGCGCGCGUACGCGGUCGCGUCACUGGUGCUGGCGACCGUCGUGCAGACGGCAAUCACAGGUCCGGUGUAUUUCGGCGCGUUCAAGAGCUUGUUUUUCUCGCGGAUCGUGGAGACGGAUCUACUGAUCGUGCUCAGCACGACGGCUGCUUACGUAUACUCCGUCGUCGCAUUCGCGUUUGAGAUGAUGGGACGUUCGCUUGCGUCCGGCGAAUUCUUCGAGACCAGCACGCUGUUGGUGACGCUUAUAAUGCUCGGCCAGCUGGUCAGCGCGUUCGCACGCCAGAGGGCUAUUGAAGCUAUCUCCAUCCGCUCUCUGCAGCAGAACAUCACGACGUUGGUCUAUGCCGAUGGAAAGGAGGAGGACGUAGAUGCGCGUAUUUUGCACUAUGGCGACCUCUUCAAGGUGCUGCCUGACUCGGCUAUCAUUACGGACGGGAUCGUGCGCUCUGGGAACAGCGAGGUCGACGAAUCGAUGAUGACAGGCGAGUCCCGUCCCGUCGAGAAGACGGCCGGUAGCAAUGUCAUUGCGGGCACGCUGAACGGAUCCGGCAUUCUGUACAUCGAGGUUGAGCGUCUGCCCGGGGAUAACACCAUCAGCGACAUAGCAGAAAUGGUGGACGACGCACGAUUCUCGCGUGCGAAGGUGCAAGCGACCGUUGACCGCAUCUGCGGCUGGUUCGUGCCCGUCGUACUCUCCAUCGCGAUCGUCACGUUCCUUGUCUGGCUCGCGGUUGGACUUGCGGUGCGCAAGCGAUCCGGGGGCGAGGCUGCCGUGACGGCGUUGACGUACGCAAUUGCUGUGCUGGCUAUUUCCUGCCCGUGUGCGAUAGGUCUGGCUGUGCCGAUGGUUAUAUUGAUUGCUGGCGGAGUGGCCGCUAAGCAGGGCCUUGUGUUCAAGGCUGCAACGACUAUCGAAUCUGCGCGGAAGAUCACACAUGUUGUGUUUGACAAGACGGGAACCUUGACUCAAGGAAGUCUCUCGUUCAUGACCAGUGAGAUCUGCGAUGUCCCCGGCAUGGACGUGGGUUCUGCUGUGGUUGAGUUGGCCAAGUCCAGCAGGCACCCUGUUGCACGUGCCGUAGUUGAGCAUCUUGUGGCCUCUGGGGUGCUUGGAGCCGUUCAAAUGAACGAUGUCGAGAUAGUUACAGGCCAAGGUAUUCAGGGCAAGUUGUCUGGUGCGAUGCUGCGCGGAGGCAGCGCUCGCUGGCUGGAGGUCGAGCAGCAUUCGCUUGUGCUUCCUCUACUUCUCAAGGGCCUGACGACGUUUUGCGUGACUUACGACGGCCAACUGAUUGCCGCAUUUGGCCUUGAAGAUGCCCUUCGUCCCGAGGCCCGUCUGGUGAUGGACAAGCUCAGGCUUCGUAAUAUCAAUGUGUCUAUCCUCAGUGGCGAUCACCUAUCUGCAGUGGAGAAGGUCGCAUCGGCGUUGGAAGUGCCUGCAGAACGGGUGAAGGCUGGGUGCAUGCCCGCAGACAAGCAAGCCUACAUCAAGGAGCUCACGCGCAAGGGAGAGAAGGUGCUUUUCUGUGGCGACGGGACGAACGACGCAGUCGCCCUUGCACAGGCUGACAUCGGCGUGCACUUGCACACCGAAGGAGGCUCUGGCUUCGCGGCAUCCAGCGCGGCAGACGUGGUGCUCCUUCACCCGUCGCUUGACGGUAUACUUGCUUUGUUCCAGCUUUCAGAGGCGGUGAAUCGGAGGAUCAUGCUGAACUUCGCGUGGUCGGCCGUGUAUAACCUGGUCGCCAUCCUGUUUGCUGCGGGUGCUUUCGUCAACGCGCGCAUCGCACCUGCGUAUGCCGGUCUUGGCGAGGUUGUCAGCGUGUUGCCCGUGGUGCUAGUCGCUGUGCAGUUGAAGUGGUUCAAGCCGGCUGAGUGCUGAGAGAUGAGUCGGUGAAGACGGUCACGUACGACUCUCAAUUCUUUCCUGGUCAGCGAUAGACAGUCUUCUGUGAGGUGAAAUAGAAAUAAUUAACAUGUAUUGAAUUUCUGUGUUUGUUAUGUAUGAUAUGACGAGCAAGGGAGAAUCAUAUCCGUUUGUUUUGCUGC